AUGUCCAUCUAUGUCUCGCAGUCGCACGGCGCGAUUCCCAUCCCCACACCACCCAUCACCCCGUCAUGCAGCGACACCGAGAACCCGCUCACUGAAGAAAUCCUCUCGUCUCUGCUCAAAGUACAAGCUGCUCACCUUCACCGUCAUCGCAGGCGCGCACCGCCGAUGCCGGAAGUCGAGCGUACCGACGACUCGGUCCACAGCCUCGUCGACGUCGACAGCCCCCACAUCUCCUCCGUUCCCUCCGACUACGAGUCGCAGUCCAUCAAGACGGACACCCAGGCCGAGCGCAUGGAGCACGAGGAGGAGGAUCGCGAGCUCCAGGAGCUCCAGCAGAAGGAGGAGGAGGCCAAGGAGAAGGCGAAGGAGGCGAAAGACAAGGCUAAGGCCAAGGCGAAGAAGGCUGGCAAUGUCAUGAAGGAGAACUCGGAUAACCCGGUUGUCAUUGGCAAUGCCGUGACUGUUGGCAUUCUCGGCGCGGUGUUGGGUUAUGGCGCGUACAGGAAAUACUCGGCCGGCGAGCUUACCUGGAAGGUCGUGGGUGCUUGGGUGGGUAUCGUUGGGCUGUUUGCAGCGGGUGAUUACUAUGUCAGCCAGUAA
Coniosporium apollinis CBS 100218 is the source of this 600-nucleotide messenger RNA. RefSeq lists its product as uncharacterized. The transcript has a single exon. Gene Ontology annotation, molecular function: nascent polypeptide-associated complex binding. Gene Ontology annotation, cellular component: mitochondrial outer membrane. Lineage: Eukaryota; Fungi; Ascomycota; Dothideomycetes. Bases 1 to 600 code for a protein of 199 amino acids. The record is from RefSeq and is a predicted model, not a curated record.